AUGGCUCAACCUUCUGUCAUUCUAGCAACUGCAAGUUAUGAUCACACAAUCAGAUUUUGGGAAGCCAAGAGCGGCCGCUGUUACCGCACUAUUCAAUAUCCAGACUCUCAAGUUAAUCGCCUUGAGAUAACCCUUGACAAGCGGUUCUUAGCUGCCGCUGGCAAUCCUCAUAUCCGCCUUUUUGACGUCAACUCAAAUAGCCCUCAACCGGUAAUUAGCUAUGAUUCACAUACUAGCAAUGUGAUGGCUGUGGGAUUCCAUUGUGAUGGUAACUGGAUGUACUCAGGUUCUGAAGAUGGUACUGUUAGAAUCUGGGAUUUACGGACUGGCACUUGCCAACGAGAAUAUGAAAGUCGUGCCGCUGUCAACACUGUAGUUCUACACCCAAAUCAGAAAGAGCUAAUAUCUGGUGAUCAGAAUGGAAACAUACGUGUGUGGGAUUUGGCCGCUAACUCAUGCAGCUGUGAGUUGGUACCGGAGGUUGAUACUGCUGUAAGAUCUCUGACAGUCAUGUGGGAUGGGAGUAUGGUGGUUGCUGCAAAUAACCGUGGGACAUGUUACGUUUGGCGCCUGCUUAAGGGUACUCAGACAAUUACCUGCUUUGAACCUCUGCACAAACUGCAAGCCCAUGAUGGCUACAUUCUGAAGUGCCUGCUUUCACCAGAAUUUUGCGAUCCUAACAGGUAUCUUGCCACAGCAUCAUCUGACCACACUGUAAAGAUUUGGAAUGUUGAUGGCUUCAAGUUGGAAAGAACUUUAGUCGGCCAUCAGCGCUGGGUUUGGGACUGUGUAUUCUCGGUCGAUGGUGCUUAUCUGAUAACAGCUUCUUCAGACACCACAGCGAGGCUAUGGACGAUGUCAACCGGAGAGGCCAUCAGGGUGUACCAGGGUCAUCACAAGGCCACCGUGUGCUGCGCUCUCCAUGAUGGGGCAGAAUCAGCGCCCUCAUAA
Miscanthus lutarioriparius is the source of this 951-nucleotide messenger RNA. NCBI's taxonomy places the organism in Eukaryota, Viridiplantae, Streptophyta, Magnoliopsida, Poales, Poaceae. The record is from the annotation of a GenBank genome assembly.